CUUCGACCGUGACGCACGGACUACACUGCAUCCUGAUUGGCCCACGCUCUGCACCGUCCGCCUUCAGGAAGAAGCCCAUUGGUCGUCGCUGCUUUAAAGGAAAAGACGCCUCGGACCUCUCACCAGCCAGGAGACCCCCGACUCUACAGAAGUCAUUUUUAAAGAUGAACUCCAAUGUGGAGAAUUUGCCACCUCAUAUUCUCCGCUUGGUUUACAAAGAGGUUUCAGCCUUAGCUGCGGACCCCCCCGAGGGUAUAAAGAUCUAUCCGAGCGAUGAAGAUAUAACUGAACUGCACACAGCCAUAGAAGGACCAGAGGGAACUCCAUUUGCUGGUGGCAUUUUCCGAAUGCGUCUGGUCCUUGGGAAGGACUUCCCUGCGGUUCCACCUAAGGGGUAUUUCCUGACCAAGAUUUUUCAUCCCAAUGUCGGUCACAAGGGAGAGAUCUGUGUCAACGUGUUGAAAAGGGACUGGAAGGCAGAACUUGGCCUCAGACACGUCUUACUUACGAUCAAGUGUCUUCUCAUCCAUCCAAACCCUGAAUCGGCUCUGAACGAAGAGGCCGGGCGUUUGCUGUUUGAGGACUAUGCAGAAUACGAGUCCCGUGCUCGUCUGCUUACAGAAAUCCACGCCAUGAGUGGGCCUGGCGGGACAUCUGGAGCUCCUCCGGACCCCAAUGAUGGCCCACAGCCAAAGAAGCACGCAGGUGACCCCACAAAGAGAGCGGGACCCAGUGCCGCAGCUGUGCCAGCAACGCUGGGUAAUGGCGCUAACGGAGCCAGUACCACCACCAGCAAUAACAGUAGUAGUAGUAAUAAUGUAGCAGGGAAAAAGAAAGCAGAUAAAAAGCGUGCAUUGAGGCGACUUUAAUACCUCAGCGAGAUUGUCAGUGUGUGUAUGUGUGAGUGUGCGUGCGUUUGCGAGAGUGUGUAAAUAUAAAUAUGAAGUGUGCUAAUGAUGUUUUGAUUCUCCUUUUUUCUGACUCUUUCUACCACCAGUCCAAUCUUUCCCCUUUGUACUCAUACCUUACACCUGGUUUAUCCAAGACUUUGUCCUGUUGGCAUUAUAUUGAAGACAUUAUGAAAAAUACUUGUUCCUAUAGACUUUUCAGGAUAUCAUGCCAUCAUUUGUUUGUUUUCCUAGGCUGUUCUAUGAGUGAAUAAUACAGGUAAUUUUUUUCACUUUGUAAAACAUGGCCAUUGAUGAAACCAAGCUAACGUUGCCUCAGACUUGAUAGAAUCUCUUUUUUAAAGGUGUUUCCUGAUAAACGCUGCUGUGAUGGUACUGUGUACUGCUCAGCCAGGCCCACUGUUGAGUCUAAGCCACGAUGCUACUUACAGUUUAAAUCAGGUUUUCAAACUGAAUUCAAAAGGAAGGGAUGGUAGAUGUUUUAACAAUAAUGUAAGAAGUCAGAAUUGGGAGAGACAUAAUUGUUAAUAUCACACAAAAUUUUCAUGUUUUUAAAUGAAUUUUUCAUAACAACUGAACGAAGUAAAUCUAUGGAGUCUCAACGCCCUUUCAUUUUAUUUUAUUUCUCUGUUUCACUGUCCAAUAUUUUCAAACGCUGUUUAUAAUUGACAUCCAUAUUCAGCUGUCUUGUGGUUGUGUGUGAAGACAUAGAUCAGUGGCUGUACGGGAACAGGGUAGGUUGACAAACGACUCUUAUUAAAUAAAAAUAAUUGUCUACUCUCUGUAUUAACACAGUGAUGUGACUUGAGCCACCCCUGCUUCCCCUACCAGGCAAUAUGUGCUCUUACAUACCCAGCUCUCCUACCAGCCAUAUGGGUACUAGAGAAUACAUCAGUAGCAGAACUUCCACGUUUGAUAGAAACUGUCUCCCCACCCGUUGCACCGGCAGGGUUUCUCGGGCAGGUUUUCUCUCUGAUCUAAAUGCAUGCGGGGCCUACAUUUCCCAAGGAAACACACUGAAGCGCUGUCUCAUAGUGGAUGGAGAAUGUGCCUCUGAAACUCCUGUUAAUGUGCAGACUGUCGGCGGGAUAUUUUGUGUCCAUUUUAAAUUAUUUAAAUAAAUAAAACAUUGAAAUAUGAGAAGUGAAA
Platichthys flesus (European flounder) is the source of this 2057-nucleotide messenger RNA. It is a transcript of the gene ube2s, whose product is annotated as ubiquitin-conjugating enzyme E2S. The record is from RefSeq and is a predicted model, not a curated record. The coding region runs from base 165 to 869 and encodes 234 amino acids. NCBI's taxonomy places the organism in Eukaryota, Metazoa, Chordata, Actinopteri, Pleuronectiformes, Pleuronectidae. The transcript is spliced from 5 exons.